This is a messenger RNA of Cantharellus anzutake, 216 nucleotides long. RefSeq lists its product as uncharacterized. The record is from RefSeq and is a predicted model, not a curated record. The transcript has a single exon. The annotation marks the transcript as partial. NCBI's taxonomy places the organism in Eukaryota, Fungi, Basidiomycota, Agaricomycetes, Cantharellales, Hydnaceae.
UCCGAAUGCUUAGAAAGCACACGUGUUGAGAUUCAAAGAUCCAUUCUUGAUCGCCUGAAGGAGCGGGAGCACCGGUUUGUCUGGUUGCGCGGUUCUCCGGGCACUGGAAAGACCGCCAUAUCAACGAGUGUUGCUUCGACUCUUGACAAACGGAAUCACUUGGCAGCAUCGUUUUUCUGGGACAAAAAUCAAAAGGGAACAGGGCUCGAUUCGAUC